Molecule: messenger RNA, 1461 nt
Organism: Babesia microti strain RI
Lineage: Eukaryota; Apicomplexa; Aconoidasida; Piroplasmida; Babesiidae
Exons: 1
Coding region: 1-1461 (486 amino acids)
Source: RefSeq, a predicted model, not a curated record
AUGGGCUGGGUUGGGCACUAUAUGUCAUUGUUGCUGAGCAGGGUACGGUGUAUAAAUUUGGUUACACAUUGCAGUAUACAGCACAAAUCAUUGAGAAAGUUAUUGUCUGAGUAUGAAAAACUGAGCAGUGUUGUAAAAGACUAUUUAAAUAAUUUCCAAGGUUCAUAUUCAGUAGACGUGGCAUUGUUGCCCAAAAAAUUAAGCCACAUAAACGAGACAAUUGUGAGAAUUUGCGCAGAAUUUGCUUCUACGAGGGACAUUGUCAACAUUUACCAUACUUUCAGCAAGUCAUAUUUAUACACCUUACUGGAAUGUCCAAACUCAUUAGAUUUUAUUUCCAUUGAUAGUGGUUAUGAUUUGGUUAAUCAAAUUUCUAAAGAUGGCAAUCUUAAAUUUACCCUAUUUUCGUUAGAGCAGCAAUGUUUGAAGCUCAUAACGGUGAUAUACCCUUACCAAAUCGCAAUCCUUAUAUCUUCCCACCUUAGGAUGGGUCGGUGUAAUGAAGUAUUUAUAACGGAACUACUCAAUUCAUUUGCAGGAGUAAAUACGCAAGAAUCUAAAGUUAGAAUUCCAUUUUACAACCCAAACACCCUAUCCCUCAUGGCGCACAUUGCUCACAUUUGCAGGAGUAAAGGUAUUGAUAUUCAGCUGUUGGAUAGGGUAAUUGAGUUCAUUUUGGUGCAAUCAAAAGGCUGUGUAAACAAAUUUACGCCUUUGGACACAGUUACUUUAACUUAUUCCCUAGUAAAAUAUGGGUGGGAAACUUCUAAGAUCAGUGAAAUUUUGUUACUUGUACUAACACACGGUACUUACGAUAUAAAUAUGUUUCAGUGCAGCAUUGGCAGAUUUGAAGAUUUACAGCAACUUUCCUUGUUAGCCAACGUUUUAAGUUGGUGUUUUCCUGUCACAAAUGCACUAGUGGAUAGUGUUGUAGACCUGGAUUUCAAAAUCAAUAUGUGGUCAAUAGUACUAGCGCAAUACUUUAAGCUUUUAACACAACUCAAACUGGAUGGUAUUGAUCUCAUUAUGUAUAGUAAUGUAGUAUCAAAGUUUGGAAUUGAGUUUAAUACAAUGUCCAAGGAAGUCGAUGAAGAAUUUAGCAUGCAAAAGUGUGAGAAACUAACGAAUUCACUGGUUAGUUUCGCUAAGGCAUUUGAAUUAGACUACUCGACGGAUGAGAUUAGACUAACAAAAUGUGGCAAAGUUGUUAAAUCUAAGCAGAUUAUUUAUCGCAUAUACAGGUCAGUAGAGCGGCACAUUUGUUCUAGCGAGCAACACAAUGUAGCUAUAGAUAUUGGCGGUGAUUUAUUCUAUGGAAUCUACGGACAAUUUUAUAUCAUUGCAGACAUUGUGUGCAGAAUGAUUAAAUCCAAUUAUUUACAUGCCAAUGUAAAAUUUGUUGCCCCUCAAACGUUCUCAAAUUCUUUGAAUGCCUUAUCACGUCUGCAUAUACAACAGUAG